AGAAAAUCAUUGAAUUGUGCACCACCAGCUACUACUACGUAUCCCAUGAAGCACCGCGGCGAGACAGCGAGCAUCCGGCGACCCAGUCUGACUCCGAACAGGAAAAAUUAGGCGAGAGGGUCAUUUGGUUUAACAGUCGGCAACCGCACCGGUCUAAAGAACAAAACUAAACCAUGCUGCUUCGUAAAGUGAGCCAGUCAAACGCACUGUGCCGCACCAUUUUCAGGGUCCCUCCCGUGUUGUCUGGAGGUCAUGCCGGUGCUGUGGUUGCUGUGCAAAAUGCCCGCUUCUACGCAAGCCAAGCAGCACAGGCCGUUCUGGAGAAGCCAGCAGCUGUCAGCAGUGAUGCUGCCACAAAAGUGGAGAAGAAGACUGAUGUUUCUGCUGAAUCCAAAUCAUUUGCUGUGAACAUUUUUAAGGGCCAAGUCCAGACUGCCCAGGUGUUUCCCUACCCCUCAGCCCUGAACGAGGAGCAGGAGCAGUUCCUUCGAGAGCUUGUGGGUCCUGUCGGCAAAUUUUUCGAGGAGGUGAAUGAUCCCGCCAAGAAUGAUGCCUUGGAGAAGGUAGAGGAUCACACCAUGCAGGGCCUGAAGGAGAUGGGUGCCUUUGGCCUGCAGGUGCCAGCUGACCUGGGUGGCCUCGGCCUCUCAAACACUCAGUAUGCCCGGUUGGUUGAGAUUGUUGGCAGUCAUGACCUGGGCGUUGGCAUCACUCUGGGUGCCCACCAGUCCAUCGGCUUCAAGGGCAUUCUGCUUUUUGGGAAUCAGGCCCAAAAAGAGAAGUACCUGCCCAAGCUUGCCACAGGUGAGCAUGUUGCUGCCUUCUGCCUGACUGAACCAGCCAGCGGCUCUGAUGCUGCCUCCAUCAAGACCUCAGCUGUUCAGUCCCCCUGCGGAAAGUACUUCACUCUCAAUGGAGGCAAGAUCUGGAUCAGCAAUGGAGGUCUGGCUGAGAUCUUUACAGUGUUUGCCAAGACGCCCAUGAAGGAUCCCAAGACUGGGGAGAUGAAAGACAAGAUCUCGGCCUUCAUUGUGGAGAGGAGCUUUGGAGGAGUGUCGCACGGUCCUCCGGAGAAGAAAAUGGGCAUCAAGGCGUCCAACACAGCUGAGGUCUAUUUCGAUAAUGUUCGGGUGCCAGCCGAUUGCUUGCUGGGUGAGCUUGGCGGAGGUUUCAAGGUGGCCAUGAACAUUUUGAAUAACGGACGAUUUGGCAUGGCAGCCGCCCUCUCCGGCACCAUGAAGGGAGUCAUCGCCAAAGCUGUGGAUCAUGCAGCCAACAGAACCCAGUUUGGGAAUAAGAUCCACAACUACGGAACCAUUCAGGAGAAGGUGGCUCGCAUGGCCUUGCUGCAGUAUGUCACUGAGUCAAUGGCCUACAUGAUCAGUGGCAACAUGGACAGUGGAGCAACGGAAUUUCAGAUUGAAGCUGCCAUCAGCAAGAUCUUUGCCUCAGAAGCCGCAUGGUCAGUGACUGAUGAGUGCAUUCAGGUUAUGGGCGGCAUGGGUUUCAUGAAGGAUCCUGGAGUGGAGAGAGUGAUGAGGGAUCUGAGAAUUUUCCGAAUCUUUGAGGGCACCAACGACAUAUUGAGGCUCUUCGUUGCCCUCAAUGGCUUCCAGAACGCUGGCAACCAGUUGAAGAGCCUGCAGAAGGCCCUGAAGAAUCCCAUUGGUAAUGCUGGGUUGCUUGCAGGAGAAAUCACCAAGAGAGCCAAAAGGAAGGCAGGUUUGAGCACAGGUCUGACACUGCAGGGGACUGUACAUCCAGAGCUGGCACGGAGCGGUGAACUGACCACUAAAGCCAUUGAACAGUUUGGGGGGGUUGUUGAGGAGCUGCUGAUCAAACAUGGCAAGAAGAUCAUAGAUGAACAGUUUGUACUGAAGAGAGUGGCAGACGUUGCCAUUGACCUCUACGCCAUGGUGGUCGUCCUGUCCAGGGCCUCACGCUCUCUGAGCCAGGGCACUGCCUCCGCUCAGCAUGAGAAGAUGCUGUGUGAGACCUGGUGUAUGGAGGCCCAUGACAGAGUCAUGCGAGACGUCCAGGCUCUGCGCUCCAGUGACUCCAGACAGCUCUAUAAGAACAUGCGGGCCAUCUCUGCAGCCAUGGUGGAGAACGGAGGAGUGGUGUCCGCUCACCCUCUGGGUUUCUAAACGCACCACACUCCACACAUCUCCAUGACUGCUUUGGUUUUUUUUUUCUCCACUCUUCUGAAACUCUAACCCGGUUGUCACAUAUGCCAAGUCUAAGACUGUAUCAACUUUAUUGCCAUAAUUGCUCCAUCCACACGUCGUUGCUGCUUUAUCUGAGUUUUCAUUUCCGGAGUUGUGUCUUCAACCUGGGGAUGAAUUAUUUAUAAUUUUUACACAAAAAUAGUCACAAUUUGAAAACUACUGUCCCAUCAUUGUGAGUUAUCGCAGCUGCAAUAGAUUCGGAUGUCUUCGUGAAUCUGUUUUUCAGUCACAUAUUUGUUUCAUUCCGGCUCAAGACCUCCAGAAUUUUGAGUGGAGUUGGCAUUUUGAGCUGGAGUUUUUAUCUGUAUAAAAUAAAAAUAAAUCAAAUACAUCUGCAUGACAGAAAAGUCACUCAACCCCACAACCACCCACAUCUAAAACGGCUGAUCACUGAAUGUCUCGAACGCGUACGCGGAGCUUGUACAUUUACAUUAUGUCAGCCUUCUUGUAGCUGACUGAAUGAUCUGGGUUUUUUUUUUUUUUUCGGAAACAUUAAGUUAUAGUGUUAUUGUUGAAAAAUAAAUAUGACAUCAAUGCAACUUUGAGAUAGGAGGCCAGUUAACACGGGGAGCUUUGAACUAAUCUGUUUUAAGUGAUUUAUACACAGAGUUAUUUCAAACGGCAGUGUUUGUCCUCCUUAGUUUGUACAUUCAUUUACAUUGUGUUCAGGUAUAUAUAACGGUGUGGUGUUAAUGUGUUUUAAUGCCUUUCUGCAUGUUUAUUAAGGUCACUCGGUGCCGAUCACAAAAACAAUAAUGUCAGGAGCAAAAAUCUUUGCCUUACAAACCGGUUCUCAGAUGCUGUUCAGAGUUCCUGCUGUGACUUGAAUGAAACGCAUAGCUUUCACCUGUGUUGUUGUUGUUGUUGUUUUCUUUUCUUUUAAUGUAUGACUGUUUAGUUUUUCAGCCACAGGUAGCAGGUUCCAUUAACUGUAAUUGUUCAAAAUCGUACAUCCAUCUGCGUACCUGAGAUUUGUAAGAAGCCAUUUCUUGUACAAUAAAUACUUUAUAUCUCGUGUA
This is a messenger RNA of Scatophagus argus, 3247 nucleotides long. RefSeq names its product acyl-CoA dehydrogenase very long chain (gene acadvl). The transcript has 21 exons. NCBI's taxonomy places the organism in Eukaryota, Metazoa, Chordata, Actinopteri, Scatophagidae. The record is from RefSeq and is a predicted model, not a curated record. Gene Ontology annotation, molecular function: flavin adenine dinucleotide binding; very-long-chain fatty acyl-CoA dehydrogenase activity; fatty-acyl-CoA binding. Bases 174 to 2147 code for a protein of 657 amino acids.